UCUCUCUCUCUCUCUCUCUCUCUCUCUCUCUCUCUGUCUCUCUCUCUCCAAGAACGUCACUCACACCACCACUACCCUCCCUCCACUUCUGUCUCCCAUCUCCCCCAUUCUUUCUCUCUCUUUCUGUGUCAAAUUGUAGAGAGAGAAAAAGAAUCAAAUCCCUGUAUCCACCUUCACCACCACCACAACUCCCUUUUUCUUCUUCAUUACACAAAAACAAAAAUAAAAUUCCCAUUUUUUUUUGUUCUUUCUAAUUCCCUUAAUCUAAUCUUAAACAACAAAGACCCAUUAGCUAAACUCAUAAUCCGCAUCCAAAAAUCUCGCCUUUCCUCAAAAUCAGUGAACCCCAUAACGGAAACACACUCAAAAACCAAACCAAGAAAAAGAAAAUGAGGGAAGAAGAUUCAAACUGGUUUGCCAGAUGGGAAGACGAACUACCUCCGCCGGAGGAACUCAUGCCCUUAUCGCAAACCCUAAUCACACCCGAUCUUGCCAUCGCCUUUGACAUCCCCAGUCCUCACACCCCAACCGCCGCCGCCACGGCCACCCCAACCACCCCGAACCACCACCUCCACCACCACCAACAACCACAGCAACCGCAACCACCUUCAAACCCUUCCCCCUCGCAUCAGCAACAACCCUCCUCCGGCGGCGACUUUGCCGACUCCGGCGAUCUUGGCUCCGGCGCCGCCGGUGAGGAGCCAGCCAGAACCCUCAAGAGGCCCCGCCUCGUUUGGACCCCACAGCUCCACAAGCGCUUCGUGGACGCCGUCGCACACCUCGGAAUCAAGAACGCGGUUCCGAAGACCAUAAUGCAGCUCAUGAGCGUUGACGGCUUAACCCGCGAGAACGUCGCCAGCCACCUCCAGAAGUACCGCCUCUACCUCAAGCGCAUGCAGGGACUCUCCGCCGCCGGACCCGGCGGCGGCGGAGCGGCGGGAGGCCUAAUUCAGAGCAUUUCCUGCCGUUCGUGUCGGUACCGGCAAUGCACCACCAGCAACACCACCACCAGAUGGCUGCCGCAGCUGCCGGUGCUGCAGCGAUGCAGCACGUCCAGCUGCAGCAGCAGUUCCAUAGGCAGGCAUCCGGGCAUUUUGGGUCGCCGCCGAACGGGCACUUUGAGCAUGCUUUCAUGUCAAGGCAGCAGCCGCCGCCGCAGAAUCAGCAGCAGCAGUUCAAUAGAAUGGGUGGAGGUGUGGCUGGAUAUGCAGAGGAUAUGGAAUCUGCUAAUGCAUCUGGUGCAAGGAAGGUUCUUACUCUUUUUCCAACUGGAGAUGAUUGAAUUUACCAUUUGAAAUUUGGUUGUUAUGUUCUCUCUAUAACAUAAUUAUUAUAUAUAGUACUCAACUUAGUUAUUGGUGGUGUAGUUUCGCGUUUGGUAUGUUUGGGGUGUUAAGCAAGGAGGUGUUAGUUGUUAAUUAGUGUUAAGGUGGGGUUAAUUUGUGUCUUGGAGUUACUAAUUGGCAUUUUCUUCGGAUCUAGAAGCAUGAGUAGUGAUUGUGGGUUCCAAUAUGGUGUUGUUCCUGUGACAGUUCUGUAAUUAGUACCUUGCUUGUUGGUAGCAUUCCAUAUGUUCUGUGUCGGCUCCUGGUGACUGAAGUUCAUGGUGAUGUCACUUUUGGGGCUGCGACAAUGUCUAUAUAGCUCCGUGUUUGAAUCACUUAGUCCUCUAUGUUGAUUCAUCCCAUCAUUAGUUUUAUGGGAAUUGGCUGCAGCUCUGUAUAAACCACAUUGUUACUUCUUGGGAAGUUUUCUAUUGGCAUUCAUGGCAGGAGUGAGCGAAUUGCGGCGAGUUCAGUACUUAUGGCCUGCAGUUGGCAAUAAACUUGCGAGUUGGAAGCGUAUCUAUUGGUGCAUUUGGUUGUGAAUUCUUCAACUGAAUCUGGGAGCCUCUAAUGCGGAAGACUUGUCUUCUUGCUUGUCAAGUUAUGUGUCCUUUAGAGGUGAGUUGUACAUUGUUUGAUUCUAUAUAGAAGACUUUAAUGCCUGAUGCAAGGCGAUCUUUUAAAAUUCUAAUCUUACUCUGUGGCGUUAAAUUCUAUAUGCCAGAUGAACUCAAGUAAAACUAGUUUCUUUGAGUUUGUAGGUUUACUCUGCUUAAAUGAAAACAAUAAGUUCAUGUUUUUACUUA
This is a messenger RNA of Arachis ipaensis, 2131 nucleotides long. RefSeq names its product Homeodomain-like superfamily protein. Lineage: Eukaryota; Viridiplantae; Streptophyta; Magnoliopsida; Fabales; Fabaceae. Gene Ontology annotation, molecular function: DNA-binding transcription factor activity; DNA binding. The record is from RefSeq and is a predicted model, not a curated record. Gene Ontology annotation, biological process: regulation of DNA-templated transcription. Gene Ontology annotation, cellular component: nucleus.